This is a messenger RNA of Salvia splendens (bonfire salvia), 746 nucleotides long. RefSeq names its product probable leucine-rich repeat receptor-like protein kinase At1g68400. Gene Ontology annotation, molecular function: protein binding. The record is from RefSeq and is a predicted model, not a curated record. The coding region runs from base 31 to 726 and encodes 231 amino acids. The transcript has 2 exons. Lineage: Eukaryota; Viridiplantae; Streptophyta; Magnoliopsida; Lamiales; Lamiaceae.
UCUCUCUAUACAACCUCACCGUUACCAACAAUGGUGGCACCACCACCACCAAAGCUAAAACCAAACCCUACUACGGCCGUCUUCAUCCUCCUCCUCUUCCUCCACCACACCGCGGCGUCGGACCAUCCCGACGCCGCCCCUCUUCUCCUCUUCAAAUCCACCGCCGACCCCCAAAACUCCAUCCUGACCUCUUGGAACUCCACCUCCGACCCAUGCAGCUCCUGGGCCGGAGUCUCCUGCAUCCGCGACCGGGUCGCCCGUUUAGUUCUCGAAAAUUUCAACCUCCAAAACUCCCUCCCCUCCUCCAUCGCCUCCCUCACCCACCUCCGCGUCCUCAGCCUCAAGCAAAACGCCUUCUCGGGUCAAAUUCCGGAUCUCUCCAACCUCACCGCCUUAAAACUCCUCUUCAUUUCCCACAACCGUUUCUCCGGCGAGUUUCCGCCCUCGUUAACCUCUCUCUCCAAGCUCUACCGCCUCGAUCUCUCCUACAACAACUUCUCCGGCGAAAUCCCCCUCGCCCUCAACCGCCUCACGCAUCUCCUCACUCUCCGCCUCGAGGAGAACUCCUUCGCCGGCGCGAUUUCUGCAAUUAACUUGCCGAAUUUGCAGGAUUUCAACGUGUCGGGGAACGAGCUUGCUGGAGAAGUACCUAGGUCGUUUUCCGGCUUCCCUGCGUCGUCGUUUUGGGGAAUGAUGAAUCCGCGAAUUUCUGAUUGUACAUGCUGAGUAAGGCUAGCCGCAAAUCU